UCGAUAGUUGAACUCAGAAGCUAACCUCAAAUUCUCAAAUUAAAAACAAUAACAAAUAUGAAAAUAGUUUAGUUUUUCACUUAUUUUUGUAUAAUUAAAUGUAUUUAUUGGUGUUUUUAAGUUCAAUGAAGUUAUUCUUCUGUAAUCGAACAAUUUAAGAACAAUGGAUCCGGAAUUUAUAUCAAGAUUGAUACCACAAACAAAAGAACAAAUAAGACCAGCGUGUAAAAAAUGUGGUUACGCCGGUCAUCUAACCUAUCAGUGUCGUAACUUUAUAAAAGUUGAUCCUAACAAAGAAAUAGUUUUGGAUGUGAGCAGUACAAGUUCUGACAGUGAUGAAAACUAUGUCACUCCUUUAACGGAAUUACGUGAAAAGGAAUUAAAAAAAAAGUUGAAGGAAGCAAAAAAGAAAAAGAAAAAUAAGAAAAAGGAAAAGAAAAAGAAGAAAUCACGUAAACGUUCAUCGUCUGAAAGCAGUGAUUCAUCUUCGGAUUCGGAAAAUUCAUCAGACGAGGACGACGACAACAAUAAGAAAAAGAGGAAAAAGAAGAAAAAGAAGUCUAAACAUAAAAAACAUAAAAAACAAAAACACAGUUCCUCAGACAGUGACGAUUGAUUUUGUUUUUAAUUUAGCACUUAUUAUAUUUUAAUUUUUUGACCAUGAAAUUUGUAUUAAAAAAAUCAUUUAUUUUUUUUAAAUGAUUAUUGGCGAAAAUUUGUAUAAAGUUUUUUUUU
Molecule: messenger RNA, 735 nt
Organism: Leptopilina boulardi
Lineage: Eukaryota; Metazoa; Arthropoda; Insecta; Hymenoptera; Figitidae
Product: protein SREK1IP1-like
Exons: 2
Coding region: 164-616 (150 amino acids)
Molecular function (GO): zinc ion binding; nucleic acid binding
Source: RefSeq, a predicted model, not a curated record